This is a messenger RNA of Cylicocyclus nassatus, 438 nucleotides long. The record is from the annotation of a GenBank genome assembly. NCBI's taxonomy places the organism in Eukaryota, Metazoa, Nematoda, Chromadorea, Rhabditida, Strongylidae.
AUGGCAUGGAUGGAAUGCAGGUAUGCGCAGUUGAACAUUCCAAUUUGUGUUCGAAGGUGUUCUAUCGUUAAAACCCAACCAGGACGAGCUGGUCGUCCUGCUGAUUGGAUGCUAGGCCAUUGUGCGUCCGUAAAUGCCCUAUCGGUGAACCGGGGAGACGCGGCCCACAGGGAGAAGAAGGUGAACGCGGCAGACGCGGGAGCAAUGGAGUGCCAGGGAAACCUGCUCUACCUUCUCCUGCGGAAGAAUGUGGUGAAAUGGGCGAGCAAGGAUUCAGAGGCAUUACCCGACCACCAGGAGAGCCUGAUGAACAGGGAAAGGUGUUCACAGCGGAUGGGCGACCCGGCAAGAUUAUUGAAGGCAGAUAGUGAUUUGAGGAAAUGCUAUUUAAUUACAGCUUGGAAGGACAAUCUGGAGAACGCGGGUACUCCGGACUGA